Messenger RNA from Plectropomus leopardus (leopard coralgrouper), 1344 nucleotides. RefSeq names its product glycoprotein hormones, alpha polypeptide (gene cga). Gene Ontology annotation, cellular component: extracellular region; follicle-stimulating hormone complex. Gene Ontology annotation, molecular function: follicle-stimulating hormone activity. Lineage: Eukaryota; Metazoa; Chordata; Actinopteri; Perciformes; Serranidae. Gene Ontology annotation, biological process: thyroid hormone generation; positive regulation of steroid biosynthetic process. The record is from RefSeq and is a predicted model, not a curated record.
AUCAUUGAUAAAGAGGCCACAGAGUGAGGGACACAGGUAUAAAAUGACAUGAAGGAACAGAAGUCCUCAGUAAAAAGCUGUCCUACACAGAGGCACAAUGAAGGUAACAGCUGCAACCACGAUGGGCUCAGUGAAAUCAGCUGGACUGUCUUUUCUUCUGUUGUCUUUUUUUAUUUACAUAGCUGAUUCUUACCCCAACAUCGACAUAUCAAACAUGGGCUGCGAGGAGUGCACGCUGAGAAAGAACACUGUUUUCUCGAGGGAUCGUCCGGUCUACCAGUGCAUGGGCUGCUGCUUCUCCAGAGCGUACCCAACACCUCUCAAGGCCAUGAAGACGAUGACGAUCCCAAAGAACAUCACCUCUGAGGCAACAUGCUGUGUCGCAAAGCACAGCUAUGAGACAGAGGUGGCCGGCAUAAGAGUGAGAAACCACACAGACUGCCAUUGCAGCACCUGCUAUUUUCAUAAGAUAUGAAGAUGGGAACUGGAGACCAUUCUGCAGCACUCGGCUUGGCAAAAAAAUUUGCAUCUUUUAAUUUGCACGAGCUCAUUUCUGUUUUAAAAUUUAUGUCGCCAGAUAAUAUUUUUGUAGCAGUUUUGUGUCUGUGUAAUUAACCCACAACUAGAUAGAUGAAGUAUAUGAGUCACUGUAGAAUGAAAAGCAAUUAAAAUGUAUAACCCAGAUGUUGCAUUCUCAUGAAUGUGUCUUACAGUGAAAUGCAUGGGAUUAUGGUGUGUGUUGAGGGCAAUUAUUGGGUGUGUUUCAAAUUGCUUAGUUGCUUUGGAUAAAUAUGGUAAAUGGCAAAUGCAAUUGCAUAGCGCCUUUUUAGUCUUCACAGCCACAUUCAUAUACACAUUCACACUUGGCUUUAGCUACCAUACAAGGUGCCACCUGCUCACCUAAACAUUCACUCGCAAUCACACAUCAAUGGGCCAACAGGAGCAAUUUUGCAAUCAGUAUCCUGCCCAAGGGUACUUACACAUAGACUACAGGAGCUGUGGAUUGAACCGCUGAUCUUCCGACUAGGGGACGACCCACUCCAUCUCCUGAGCCACGGCUGUUCAGGCUCCUAUAUUAAUGUGUUUUAUAUAUUAUGUAAUAUAAGGAGUAGUUGCAUGAUUUACUGUCUGAAAGUGAAAGGCUUUGAAGUUGAUAUCAUGUUUCGAGGUAAAUGGUUUGUGCCAUGACAUAUCUGACUCUUCAGCCCAAACUGGCAGCUAAAAUACAUGUCAAGUAAGAAGCCAAUAAACGACAGAAUUGAAAUUGAAGCCAACAACAGAGAAUGUUCCAAAAAGGGAAAAUUCAGUUUUUUUAAACCUCUAAGAUUUUGUGAAGCUCAUGAU